GCUUUAUUUACAAUCACCACUAGAACAACCGUCAUUUCAAAACACAAGAUAUUAUUAAAAGCGGGUACAAAUCUUUAUUUUGCAUGGGAGCUAAUCAAAAGGGUUUGGCUCAGUUUGAGGAACAACUCAACAGUUAUUCAUAACUUCUGUGGCAAACCACUGAUUCUGAGCAACCGAUGGCAUCGGAGGAGAUGGAAGGCUUGUGCCCUUUGCCAGAGGUAACCGGCAUCAAGGUGGAGCCACCAGUCAGCAUGGGCUCAGCAGAGGAUGCCAAUUCACAGAACACCAUGGGCAUAAAGUUUAUUUUACCCAAUCGGUUUGACAUGAAUGUGUGCUCGCGCUUUGUGAAGUCAUUAAACGAAGAAGACAGUAAAAACAUCCAGGAUCAGGUGAACUCUGAUUUGGAGGUAGCCUCUGUGUUAUUUAAAGCAGAGUGCAAUAUCCAGACAUCUUCCUCACCUGGUAUUCAGGUCAGGCAUGUGUACACACCAUCGACCACCAAACAUUUCUCGCCGAUAAAACAGUCCACCACGCUCACCAACAAACACCGUGGCAAUGAGGUCUCAUCCACACCAUUGCUUGUUCACUCAUUGUCUAUUCACCAGUUGGCAGCACAAGGUGAGAUGGUGUUCUUAGCAAGUCGAAUAGAACAAGAGUCAGUAAUAAACCUGCAGGAUGAAGAGGGAUUCACCCCAUUGAUGUGGGCAGCAGCUCAUGGCCAGAUAGCCGUGGUGGAGUUCCUAUUAAGGAGUGGUGCAGAUCCUCAUCUUUUGGCCAAGGGGAGAGAAAGUGCUUUGUCACUGGCCUGCUGUAAAGGGUACACGGAUAUUGUUAGAAUGCUUAUCGACUGUGGAGUUGACGUCAAUGAAUAUGACUGGAAUGGUGGAGCUCCAUUACUCUACGCAGUACAUGGCAAUCAUGUUCGCUGUGUGGAAAUCCUCUUAGAGAGUGGAGCUGACCCAACCAUGGAAUCUGAUUCUGGUUUCAACGCUAUGGACAUGGCUGUGGCUAUGGGCCAUAGAAAUGUCCAACAGGUCUCGGAGGCUCAUCUCCUGAAGCUUCUACAAGGUAUCAAAGAAUAACAAUGGCAACAAAGUAACAGUGAGAAAGAGGAUAUACAUGGAGACUCGGGGAGAACAUUCUUUUAAUGUUUAAUAUCAGUGAACUGAUAUAGUGGACAAUUUUGUUUUGCACAUUUGUGAAACGUACAUAUAUUUAUUUAGUAAAAAAAUUGUGUCCUUUAAUAUUUUGCAUUUAUUUUAAGGAUACAAAGGCACAGGUAAACACAGUGCUGACAUCCGAUUUUGAAUGUUGCUAAUCAGCUGAUGUUUGAUUUUGGUCAGUUAUGUGUGUUUUGGGUUUAUGCCACAGAUCUUUACCUAGUUACAUUAUUUACUUGAAAAUAUAUUUAACUAAAUUAAGCUGUUGCACAUUAAACCAGACUGGAAUUAAGAAUGGCUCAUAAAAUGAUCUGUCAAGAACCUAAUUUUGGGCACUAUUUGAAUUAAGCAGGUGGAAAAAUGACUGAAAAGAAUAUGGACAAAAUCUGGUUGUAUAAUUUCAGAUCAAGAGAUCCAAGUAGUAAUUCAGCAGUUGUCAAGGUGACACUUGUCAAUGUUUGCAACAACAAAAAACAAAACAAAAAAAUAUAUAUAUACGUUUACAUACUAGAUUCAAUGCAAGUUUGGUGCUACAAAACUGUAAAUAUAUUUAUUUUUUCACUUUUAUUUAAACUGAAGGACAUGUCUGAAUUAUGUCUUAUUUAUAAAGACAACUUCAGGAAAUUCUUGAAACUUUUAACCACAAGUCAUAAAUGACUUCAAAGUCUACUUGUCCAAAAAUAAGGCAGCCCUUUCAUCUAAAUGUGCUUUAUACUGUAGCAAGUAAUUCACUGUAUUUCUCAGAAAUG
Messenger RNA from Xyrauchen texanus (razorback sucker), 1909 nucleotides. RefSeq names its product ankyrin repeat, family A (RFXANK-like), 2 (gene ankra2). Gene Ontology annotation, biological process: regulation of gene expression. The transcript has 9 exons. The record is from RefSeq and is a predicted model, not a curated record. NCBI's taxonomy places the organism in Eukaryota, Metazoa, Chordata, Actinopteri, Cypriniformes, Catostomidae. The coding region runs from base 177 to 1082 and encodes 301 amino acids. Gene Ontology annotation, molecular function: protein binding. Gene Ontology annotation, cellular component: nucleus.